GCCGCCUCCCUGGAAGUGCCCGGAUGAGUCCUAAUACGGGCAAUUCAGGAAGCUGCGCGCGAGCUCUCCCUGAAGGCAGCUCGCGACCGCUAGGAAAGUGGCCUGUGUCCGAGGAUCCCUUCCUUUCCUCUCCGGUUGAGCCCCUCCUUCCACACCCAGAAUGCAGGAUCCUAAUGCAGAUACAGAAUGGAAUGACAUCUUACGUAAAAAGGGCAUCCUUCCUCCCAAAGAGAAGCUGAGAGAGCAAGAGCAGGCUGAAGAGGAACGGGAGCAACAGAUCCUCCAGCAACAAUCUGUUGUGAAAACAUAUGAAGACAUGACAUUGGAGGAACUUGAAGAAAAUGAAGAUGAAUUCAAUGAGGAAGAUGAACGUGCUAUAGAAAUGUACAGACAGCAAAGGCUAGCAGAAUGGAAAGCCUCUCAAGAAAACAAUAAAUUUGGACAAGUUUUGGAGAUCUCAGGUCAGGAUUACGUCCAAGAAAUUACAAAAGCUGGAAAGGAUAUAUGGGUGGUGUUGCAUCUAUAUAAACAAGGUAUCCCUCUUUGUGCCUUGAUCAACCAACACUUAAAUGGACUUGCCAAGAAGUUUCCAGAGGUCAAGUUUGUCAAAGCCAUUUCUACAACUUGCAUCCCCAACUAUCCUGAUAGAAACCUCCCCACAAUCUUCAUCUAUCUAGAAGGGGACAUCAAGGCCCAGUUUAUUGGACCAUUGGUGUUUGGAGGCAUGAACCUGACAAGAGAGGAACUGGAAUGGAAGAUUUCCGAGUCAGGUGCCAUCAAGACGGAUCUAGAAGAGAACCCCAGGAAGCAGAUCCAGGACCAGCUGAUGACUUCAAUCAAGUGCUCUGUUCCAACAAGGAGAGAAGAAAGUGACUCAGAAGAGGACUAAGGCAUUCCUUCCGGACUAGUUUUAUGCCUGAUUACAAAACAUUUAGUUUUGACUGAAAUCAGUGGGACUAACUUUUGCACAAUAGUGAAUGCCGCCUAAUAAAUACCAUUGAUGGUAUUUCUUCUUUUCUAAUUUGUUUUUUAAAACCAAAACAACACGGGUUAUGGUUUUCUAUUUCCUGAAAGGGAACUAAAAUGCCUCCUGACAAACCACAGUUCAAGUGCUACUGGAAAUAAUUGUUAUGGACAUUCACAGUAGUGAAGUUAGUAGCAGCAUUAGUGUGCUGGUCAUAGCAUUUGUGUGUUCCUUUUUUACUGAGUAGUAAUACAUGGUUACCUCUGCACCACUUUGAGGUUGUUAUAGUUUUGCUAGAGGUUAUCAGGGGCCCCUGGUGGCGCAGCAGGUUAAACCACUGAGUUGCUGAACUUGGUUUGAAUCCGGGGAGCAGAGUGAGCUCCCACUGUUAGCCCCAGCUUCUGCCAACCUAGCAGUUCAAAUCAUGCAAAUGUGAGUAGAUCAAUAAGUACCAACUUGGUGGGAAGGUAACUGUGCUCCAUGCAGUCAUGCUGGCCACGUGACUUUGGAGGUGUCUAUGGACAACGCCAUCUCUUCAGCUUAGAAAUGGAGAUGAACACCACCCCCCAAAGUUGGAUAUGACUAGACUUAAUGUCAGGGAAACCCUUUACCUUUACUUAUAAGUUAUCAGCAUUUGAGUAUUGUUCCCAAAUGACCAUUAUGCAACAUUCAAUAUUUCUUUUCUCAAAAACGUUUGGAAGACUGCCCUGAAAAUCAUGAAUGCUUUUAUUGAACACAUCCAGAAGUUGUUGGUUAUGAUUGCCACCAAUGCAUCUGAAUUAUAUUGGGAGAUAUGUCAAUGUAUUUUAGCAUCCUGCAAACUCAAGCAGCUGACUUCUCAGAGGAAAUGCAAUGUUAAUUUCAUCUUGAAAUCCAACCUGAUCUCAACCUUGUCCAUGAGAGAAGUUUAAAGAGUAGUAUCUCCCCACGUUUUUGAUUCAGGUUCCAAUAACACAACAUAAUGGUUUUGUCCUUUAUUUUCUUUGAAGAACACUAUGUUCAGUAAUAAAUUGAAAUUAUUUAAUGAUUAUUUGUUUGUCAAAGUUAUAAUUAAAAAUAGGCAACAAAAUAAGGAGAAUA
This is a messenger RNA of Anolis sagrei ordinatus, 2044 nucleotides long. RefSeq names its product phosducin like 3 (gene PDCL3). Lineage: Eukaryota; Metazoa; Chordata; Lepidosauria; Squamata; Anolidae. Gene Ontology annotation, cellular component: cytoplasm. Gene Ontology annotation, biological process: protein folding; positive regulation of gene expression; angiogenesis. The record is from RefSeq and is a predicted model, not a curated record. Gene Ontology annotation, molecular function: vascular endothelial growth factor receptor 2 binding; protein folding chaperone.